AUGAGCCAUCAUAUUUUUACUGUGUUUAUUCAAUUAACUCAUUUAAUAUUUUAUGAGUCAUCAUAUGAACAUACUGUUCGAUUGUUAUUUUAUAUUCCAUCUCGCCGAAUCUCUUCAUCAACUCUUUUGGUAUUAAGAAUCAGCGUUCAAUGCUUUCAUCACUGCCUUUUUAUUCUCGAUGGUCGUUUCAAUCAGCUUCACACACUCCAUAUUCACUUGGCUAAUCUUGGUCCUCCAGAAGCAAUUAUUAAAAGUCAAGCGGAAAUCCCAAAUCUCAAGUGUUUCGUUCUAUCGUGUGUUUUGCCAACGUACGAUUGCGAUUCAUUAAUUCCACCGCUUGUUCAUCGAAUGUCGAAUUUAGAAAAACUCGGCUUACAUCUUACAAUCCAUGUUAAUGCAACAUUUAUUGAUGGAAACAAUCUGAAGAAAUAUAUUCUUAAUCAUAUGCCAAAAUUAAACAUAUUUUCAUUUGAUCUUCAUUCCAUUGCAUCGAUUAAUAAUCUAAUACGUUUACCAUUAAAAGAAGAUAUUCAACAAGCAUUUAGAAAUUUUCCAUGUACACAAAUAACAACUCGUAUUGAUUAUUUUCUAGAAGAAAACUGGGGUCAGUAUCACACUUAUUCAUAUCCAUUCCUGAUGCAAUAUUACAAAGAUAUAACAAACAAUUUUCCAGGCGGAUUAUAUCAAUAA
Rotaria socialis is the source of this 690-nucleotide messenger RNA. The record is from the annotation of a GenBank genome assembly. Lineage: Eukaryota; Metazoa; Rotifera; Eurotatoria; Philodinida; Philodinidae.